AUUGUAUGCAAUGGAUUUUAAAUGAAGAUGCGAGGGAGGAUUUUUUGAUAUUCGGUAUAUAAUAUCAAUAACAAGUAAAGAUUGCUACAUUUCCUCACACAUUGUCCGAGAUCUAAAUCAAUUGAAACUCUUCCUCUACUAUCACUCUCACAAUACCACAUACAACCACCAUAAAAUGUCCAUGAUGGCAAAACGCGAAGCAAUCGUCAUGACCGUCGCUGCAAUCGGGGGUCUCAUCGGCGCCAACGCCUUCCUCAAGCCUUCUCCUCACCACAGCAUCAAGGCGGGGAUGGAUUCGCAAUUACAUUCCUAUAAUGUUCAUACCAAACCGCAUAUUGAACAAGAUCCUAUGGAUACGAUUUUUGAUCGCACGGCGUUGAUGGAGAGUGUUAAGGAUAGGAAACCGUGGAACAAGACGUAUGCCGAGAAGGAGAGGCAUAGAUAGAUGGAUGGAUGAAUGGACAGAGAUGGUGUGGGUAUUGGG
This is a messenger RNA of Botrytis sinoallii, 484 nucleotides long. RefSeq lists its product as uncharacterized. Lineage: Eukaryota; Fungi; Ascomycota; Leotiomycetes; Helotiales; Sclerotiniaceae. The transcript is spliced from 2 exons. Bases 176 to 445 code for a protein of 89 amino acids. The record is from RefSeq and is a predicted model, not a curated record.